AUGCCUGAACUUACUGAAUUGGACAAAGCAACAGCAUCUAUGACCGAGAAACGCAAGGAAGAGACUGCCUCCUCUGACAGUGAUUCUGAUGAUACUAUUCCCGAACUGGAGGAUGCAGGAGCACCAGGAGCUGGUGGGAUAACUAACCCAAUAGCUGGAAUUGAUAUUGUUUCGAAGGCUAAGCAAUCACGAGGGGAAAAGAAGGCACGCAAGAUCAUGAGCAAGCUUGGUUUGAAGCCUGUACAAGGUGUAAGCAGGGUUACAAUCAGGAAAUCAAAGAACAUUUUGUUUGUGAUCAACUCACCGGAUGUGUACAAAAACCCACAUUCUGACACCUACAUAGUGUUUGGGGAAGCCAAAAUUGAAGAUCUGUCACAGCAGGCAACCAUGGCCGCUGCUGAGAGGUUCAAGGCUCCAGAAACAGCUGCUUCUGGAAAUGAUGCUACUGCUACAGGCACAACGGUUGCACCGAUAGCAGAAGAAGAAGAUGAGGAGGGUGUGGAUGAAUCGGGAGUAGAUGAAAAGGAUGUAGAAAUUGUAAUGAUCCAAGCCAAUGUAUCAAGGGCGCGGGCGGUUCGUGCAUUACGCAAUAACCAAUCAGAUAUUGUCAACGCUAUCAUGGAGCUGACAAUG
This is a messenger RNA of Iphiclides podalirius (scarce swallowtail), 633 nucleotides long. NCBI's taxonomy places the organism in Eukaryota, Metazoa, Arthropoda, Insecta, Lepidoptera, Papilionidae. The record is from the annotation of a GenBank genome assembly.